This is a messenger RNA of Solea solea (common sole), 1529 nucleotides long. Its product is annotated as protein FAM169B-like. The transcript is spliced from 6 exons. The coding region runs from base 1 to 1347 and encodes 448 amino acids. The record is from RefSeq and is a predicted model, not a curated record. Lineage: Eukaryota; Metazoa; Chordata; Actinopteri; Pleuronectiformes; Soleidae.
AUGCACUGUGUGCUCACAGACAUCUUCAACACGUCACUGAUCCAGGCUGUUGUCCCCCCGUGCUUUAAGUCUGCCACGAUCAUCCCAGUGCCCAAGAAACCAACCAUCACAUGCCGUAAUGACUUUCGCCCUGUUGCACUAACAACGACCAUCAUGAAGUGCUUCGAGCGAGUGGUUAAGGACCACAUAAUUUCCAUACUGCCUCCAUCAUACGAUCCGCUCCAGUUUGCAUACAAACCUAACCGCUCUACUGAGGUAGCCAUCUCCACUGCUCUCCAUCUGAGCCUGGAGCACCUGGAGGACAAGAACACCCACGUGCGGAUGCUGUUUCUGGACUUCAGCUCAGCAUUCAACACGAUCAUCCCCCAGGAGCUGGUACACAAACUGGGCCCCCUAGGCCUCAACACCCCUCUGUGCAACUGGCUGCUGGACUUCCUCACCGACAGAACCCAGUCUGUCCGUGUGGGUAACAAUACCUCAAGUGUCAUCUCCCUGAGCACCGGUUCCCCACAGGGCUGUGUCCUGAGUCCCCUGCUGUUCACCCUGAUGACCCACGACUGUCGUCCCAGGUACAACACCAACCACAUCCUAAAAUAUGCGGACGACACAACAGUUGUGGGCCUCAUUCAGGACAACAACAAACUGGCCUACAGAGAGGAAGUCAAAAUAAGCAGCAACAACGUCAGGAGUCUGCAGCUGUUUGAAGACGUUUCCGUGGCAACGCUUCACCUUCCUGACGACCCUCAACAAGUGGUGGCGCUGUACCUACACGAGAAGUGGUGGAGCGUGGACGAUGUCUUACGAACGUCCAGUGAACGGAGGAGGGGCUUAGUGUCAGUGCAGUCGAUCGCAGAGAGGCUGAUUGUGUUCCUGCUCAGUCAAGUGGUGGAGAGGUGUUUCCAGGAGGAGGCACUGUUCUUGCUGCAUCCCCGCACAGAGAGACUUAAACUGCUGUGGAGUGAAGGAGAGGCGGUCGGCUUCUACUCCGUCAAACACAAAGGUGUUCUGUGUGACGACUGGAGCGGCCGCUGUUACCUGCUUCCUGUUCUCGACACCGUGCUGGUGAGGCGGAGCCGUAGGAGGCGGGGCUUCGGCCUGAAGAUGCUGCAGGAUUUUUGCUCCUCCUUCGCCACAGAAGAGUUUGUGGGGCUCAGCGCUCCGUUAUCAGUUAGCAUGUCAGCAGUGUGCAGGACGUUUCUGCAGCAGCAUCACGAGCAUCGGGAGCGUUUGUACGAGGUGGAGGCUCCAGGAGCCUGGAGCCAACGACGCAACAUCUGGCUCAACAUCCAGCUGAGAGACAGCAGCACGGGGGACACGGAGGACACCAGGGACACACAGGACACGUAGCUCCUGCAUAUGAUUUCAUGUUUGUGGACACAAUGUGAGAAGACAUCGUCACAAACUGUCCUAAUCUCAGUUUAAGACAUUUUCAUUUUCAUGUUUGAUCGAACGUGAGGACAAAGUCCUCGUCUGUUUUAAAGCAAAAAAGAUAAAACCGUUCAGACUAGAGACACAGGAGACUAGAGACA